GGCUUUGCUUUUACGUUUUUAAACCUUAAAGGCCAAUUUCGUAAUUUCAAUUCCGUCUUCCUCAUUUCCCUUUCCGUUCUUCGCGUUUCCUCGUUAAACCUCUAUCAGAUCCAAACCCCCUAAUUCCAUUUCAGAACGGUCACCUAUUCGACUCAGUCUUACCCAGUCAGACCAUUCAAAUCUAGAGCUCCAAUUCGUCCGAGCCGGGCUCGCAGACAUGGCUAGGGUUUUCGACAAUUGGGAGCGGCUGGUGCGGGCCACACUAAAGAGGGAGCAGCUCAGAAGUUCCGGCCAAGGCCACGAGAGGGUUCCUAGUGGAAUCGCCGGCGCUGUCCCACCAUCGCUGGGAAAGACCACGAACAUCGAUGCGAUCUUACAAGCUGCCGAUGCGAUUCAAGCUGAGGACCCCAACGUCUCCAGGAUUUUGUGUGAGCAGGCGUAUGGUAUGGCGCAAAAUCUGGAUCCGAAAAGUGAUGGUAGAGGUGUUCUUCAGUUUAAGACUGGAUUGAUGUCUGUAAUCAAGGCAAAACUUGCAAAAAGAGAUGGGGGUCAAAUAGAUCGUAAUCAUGAUAUUGAGCACCUUUGGGACUUUUACCAGCGGUACAAACGACGACAUAAAGUAGAUGAUAUCCAGAGACAGGAACAAAGAUGGCGUGAAUCUGGAACUUUUAGUGCUGGCCUUGGCGAUUAUUUAGAAAUGAAAAAGACAUUUGCCACCUUGAGGGCUAUAGUUGAAGUGAUGGAGGCACUUAGCAAAGAUGCAGAUCCUAAUGGAGUUGGGAGACUUAUUACGGAGGAGUUGCGAAGAAUUAAAAACACCGAUGCAACAUUGUCUGGGGAUUUGGCCUACAAUAUUGUGCCUCUUGAAGCACCAUCAUUGACCAAUGCCAUUGGAGUUUUCCCGGAAGUGAGAGGUGCAAUAUCUGCAAUUAGAUAUACUGAGCAAUUCCCCAGACUUCCUGCUGCUUUUGAGAUAUCUGGACAACGAGAUGCUGACAUGUUUGAUCUGUUGGAAUGUGUGUUUGGUUUUCAGAAAGACAACGUAAGGAAUCAGAGAGAGAACGUUGUUCUUACAGUUGCAAAUACACAAUCUCAGCUUGGUGUACCUGUUGAUGCUAAUCCAAAAAUAGAUGAAAAAGCAGUCAAUGAGGUAUUUCUGAAAGUUCUAGAUAAUUAUAUAAAAUGGUGCAGAUACCUGCGGAUACGACUUGCAUGGAAUAGUUUAGAAGCAAUUGAUCAAGACAGGAAACUUUUUCUGGUUUCCUUGUACUUUCUGAUAUGGGGUGAAGCUGCAAAUGUCCGCUUUCUUCCUGAAUGUAUUUGCUACAUAUUUCACCAUAUGGCCAAAGAGUUGGAUGCAAUAUUGGAUCAUGGAGAAGCUAAUCCUGCUGCCAGCUGCAGAACGGAGUCUGGAUCUGUAUCCUUCCUUGAGCAAAUCAUUCAUCCUAUAUAUGAAACAUUGGCAGCGGAAGCUGCAAGAAACAAUAAUGGGAAAGCUGCACAUUCCUCAUGGCGGAAUUAUGAUGACUUUAAUGAAUACUUUUGGUCACCUGCUUGUUUUGAGUUGAGCUGGCCUAUGCGGAAGGAUUCACGAUUUUUGUUGAAGCCUAAAAAAGGGAAAAGGACCGGAAAAAGCACUUUCGUCGAGCAUCGAACCUUUUUUCACUUGUAUCGAAGUUUCCAUCGCCUGUGGAUCUUUUUAGCUUUGAUGUUCCAGGCUUUGACAAUUAUAGCCUUUCAUGGUGGACAUAUCAAUUUGGAAACUUUUAAAAUUGUUCUUAGCAUCGGGCCAACCUUUGCUAUCAUGAACUUCAUGGAGAGUUUUUUGGAUGUGUUGCUCAUGUUUGGAGCUUACACCACAGCCAGAGGCAUGGCUAUCUCUAGACUUGCAAUUAGAUUUUUCUGGUUUGGCUUGACCUCUGUCGGUGUGACAUACAUUUAUGUGAAAGUUCUGCAAGAAAGAAAUGACAAAAACUCAGAUUCAUUCUACUUUCGGAUAUAUGUUCUUGUAUUGGGCAUUUAUGCAGCUUUGCGCAUUGUCCUUGCACUAUUACUCAAGUUUCCGGCAUGUCAUUCACUUUCUGAGAUGUCUGAUCAAUCCUUCUUCCAAUUUUUUAAGUGGAUUUAUCAGGAGCGUUACUUUGUUGGACGUGGCCUUUAUGAAAAGAUGAGUGAUUAUUGCAGGUUUGUGCUCUUUUGGUUGGUAAUCUUCGUCUGCAAGUUCACUUUCACCUACUUUCUCCAGAUUAAGCCUCUUGUUGAACCCACAAGAAUAAUCGUGAACCUUCCAUCUUUGGAAUACGCGUGGCAUGAUUUGGUCUCAAAGAAUAACCAUAAUGCAUUGACUGUAGCUAGCCUAUGGGCUCCUGUUGUGGCUAUCUAUCUCAUGGAUAUUCACAUAUGGUACACUCUCUUGUCAGCCAUAAUUGGUGGUGUAAUGGGUGCAAGGUCGCGGCUAGGCGAGAUACGCUCAAUUGAAAUGGUGCAUAAACGUUUUGAGAGUUUUCCCGAAGCUUUUGUCCGAAAACUUGUCUCACAAAAUAAAAGGUUGCCAUUUAACAGUCAGUCAUCUCAGGAUUCUCAAGAUUCAAAGACUUAUGCAGCCAUUUUUUCUCCAUUUUGGAACGAGAUAAUAAAAAGUUUGCGAGAGGAGGAUUUUAUUAGUAAUAGGGAGAUGGAUUUGCUUUGUAUUCCUAGCAACACAGGAAGUCUAAGAUUAGUUCAAUGGCCUUUGUUUCUUCUGAGUAGUAAGAUCUUGCUGGCAAUUGAUUUGGCUUUGGACUGCAAAGAUACACAGGCAGAUCUUUGGAAUAGAAUAUGUAGGGAUGAGUACAUGGCUUAUGCUGUUCAAGAAUGCUAUUACAGUAUCGAAAAAAUAUUGUAUUCUCUGGUUGAUGGUGAAGGGAGACUUUGGGUUGAAAGGAUCUACCGUGAGAUCAACAACAGUAUUAUGGAGGGUUCUCUCGUUAUAACUUUAAUCCUUAAGAAUCUUCCGCUGGUGUUAAAAAGAUUUACAGCUUUAACUGGGCUGCUGAUACGCAAUGAAACUGAUGUGCUUGCAAAAGGUGCUGCUAAAGCUGUAUUUGAUCUGUAUGAGGUUGUUACUCAUGACCUUUUGUCAUCUGAUUUGAGGGAGCAGCUUGAUACAUGGAGCCUUUUAGCAAAAGCAAGAAAUGAAGGGCGCUUGUUUUCUAGGAUAAAGUGGGCCAAUGAUCCAGAAACUAAAGAGCUGGUGAAGCGGUUACACCUUCUUCUUACUGUAAAGGAUUCUGCAGCAAAUAUUCCAAAGAAUCUUGAAGCAAGAAGAAGAUUAGAGUUUUUUACAAAUUCGUUAUUUAUGGACAUGCCUUCAGCAAAGCCAGUUAGUGAAAUGGUGCCUUUCAGUGUCUUCACCCCAUACUACAGUGAGACUGUACUUUAUAGUUCCUCCGAAUUGCGGGUUGAAAAUGAGGAUGGAAUAUCAAUUCUUUUCUAUCUUCAAAAAAUUUUUCCAGAUGAGUGGGACAACUUUUUGGAACGGAUUGGUCGGGGUGAGUCUACUGGGGAUGCUGAGCUGCAGCAAAACUCAAGUGAUUCUUUGGAGCUUCGCUUUUGGGUAUCUUAUCGUGGGCAGACUUUAGCCAGGACCGUGCGUGGUAUGAUGUAUUAUAGAAAGGCUUUAAUGCUACAGAGUUAUCUGGAAGGAAGGUCAUUGGGAGUGGAUGAUCAUCCUCAAAAUGUUGCCUUCACAAGUCAAGGCUUUGAGUUGUCACGUGAAUCCCGAGCACAAGUAGAUUUGAAGUUUACUUACGUGGUAUCAUGCCAAAUUUAUGGGCAACAAAAGCAGAGAAAGGCACCAGAGGCUGCUGAUAUAUCCCUUUUGUUGCAGAGAAAUGAGGCCCUUCGGGUUGCGUAUAUACAUGUUGAGGAGAGUGGUGCAAUUGAAGGAAAAACCACAAAAGAAUUUUAUUCAAAGCUUGUCAAAGCCGAUAUACAUGGAAAGGAUCAGGAAAUAUACUCCAUUAAACUUCCUGGUGAUCCGAAGCUAGGUGAAGGGAAGCCUGAAAAUCAAAAUCAUGCCAUAGUCUUCACUCGUGGAGAAGCUGUUCAGACUAUUGACAUGAACCAGGACAAUUACCUGGAGGAGGCAAUGAAAAUGAGAAAUCUCCUGGAGGAAUUUCACAAAAAUCAUGGCCUUCGACCUCCAACUAUUCUUGGUGUGAGAGAGCAUGUCUUUACAGGAAGUGUUUCAUCUUUAGCAUGGUUCAUGUCCAACCAAGAGACUAGCUUUGUGACUUUAGCCCAACGAGUUUUAGCUUAUCCUCUAAAAGUUCGCAUGCACUAUGGACACCCGGAUGUGUUUGAUCGAAUUUUCCACACUACCCGAGGUGGUAUUAGUAAAGCCUCACGUGUUAUUAAUAUUAGUGAAGAUAUUUUUGCAGGGUUCAACUCCACCCUGAGGCAGGGUAACAUUACACACCACGAAUACAUUCAGGUUGGAAAAGGAAGGGAUGUUGGGUUAAACCAGAUUGCAUUAUUUGAAGGGAAAGUGGCAGGUGGAAAUGGGGAGCAAGUCCUUAGUAGGGAUGUGUACAGGCUUGGACAACUCUUUGAUUUUUUUAGAAUGUUCUCUUACUUUUACACAACCAUUGGUUUCUACGUGUGUACAAUGAUGACUGUCCUCGUAGUAUACAUAUUCCUAUAUGGAAGGGUUUAUCUGGCUUUCUCUGGACUUGAUCGUGCAAUUGCAAAGCAAGCAAAAUUGUCGGGUAACACAGCAUUGGAUGCUGUUUUGAAUGCACAGUUCUUGGUCCAAAUUGGAAUUUUUACUGCAGUGCCAAUGGUAAUGGGCUUUAUACUUGAACUGGGAUUGCUGAAGGCGGUUUUUAGUUUUAUCACAAUGCAGCUUCAGUUAUGUUCUGUGUUCUUCACGUUCUCGUUAGGAACUAGAACUCAUUAUUUUGGGCGCACCAUCCUCCAUGGAGGUGCAAAGUACCGAGCUACUGGUAGAGGCUUUGUUGUUCGUCACAUAAAGUUUGCUGAGAAUUAUAGGCUCUACUCUAGAAGUCAUUUUGUCAAAGCGUUUGAAGUGGCUCUGCUUCUCAUAGUUUACAUUGCAUAUGGGUACACAGAUGGUGGUGCUGUUUCUUUCGUUUUGCUAACUCUCAGUAGUUGGUUCCUAGUCAUCUCCUGGUUGUUUGCUCCCUAUAUCUUUAAUCCCUCUGGUUUUGAGUGGCAAAAGACGGUGGAGGAUUUUGAUGAUUGGACCAGUUGGCUUCUUUACAGAGGUGGAGUAGGAGUUAAGGGAGAGAAUAGCUGGGAAUCUUGGUGGGAUGAAGAGCAGAUGCAUAUUCAAACAUUGAGAGGUCGUAUAUUGGAAACAAUUUUGAGCUUGAGGUUCUUCUUGUUUCAAUAUGGCAUUGUGUACAAACUCCAUAUAACUGGAAAGGGCACAUCACUUGCGAUUUACGGCUUCUCUUGGGUUGUAUUGGUAGCUAUUGUCAUGAUUUUCAAGGUUUUCACCUUCAGUCCUAAAAAGUCAGCCAACUUCCAGCUAGUGAUGAGAUUUAUACAGGGUGUGGCAUCCUUGGGACUUGUUGCAGUUAUUGCUCUUCUUGUUGUAUUUACUGGACUUUCAAUACCGGACCUAUUCGCAAGCUUCCUUGCAAUUGUUCCUACUGGAUGGGCCAUAAUAUGCCUAGCCAUCACUUGGAAGAAGAUCGUCAGAAGUCUGGGCUUAUGGGACUCAGUAAGGGAGUUUGCCAGAAUGUACGAUGCUGGUAUGGGUAUGCUCAUUUUCGCUCCAAUAGCAUUCUUGUCAUGGUUCCCAUUCAUCUCCACCUUCCAGUCUCGGCUUCUGUUUAACCAAGCCUUUAGCCGUGGGUUGGAAAUCUCGCUCAUUCUUGCUGGAAACAAAGCUAACGUUGAGGUCUGAUUGGUACACCCCUCCCUUGAAAUUUUUGGCCACUGCAACUUUCCAGAGAUUGUAUAUUUUCGACUGAUACGGCUUGUAUGAUAUUGUACUUUUUGUUCAUGUACGGCAAAGGUAGAAGAUGAUUGUCUCUGUAAAUAGAUGAUUUGUAAAAAAUUGUAGCUGUGGCUGAGAAUUAUUUUAGUGAAUUCUUUGACGGUGGUUGGAGUGGAAGGAGGUCAUUUGGGAA
Molecule: messenger RNA, 6140 nt
Organism: Prunus mume (Japanese apricot)
Lineage: Eukaryota; Viridiplantae; Streptophyta; Magnoliopsida; Rosales; Rosaceae
Gene: GSL8
Product: glucan synthase-like 8
Biological process (GO): (1->3)-beta-D-glucan biosynthetic process
Cellular component (GO): plasma membrane; 1,3-beta-D-glucan synthase complex
Molecular function (GO): 1,3-beta-D-glucan synthase activity
Source: RefSeq, a predicted model, not a curated record